AUGCACUUGCCCACCUUGAGCGAUGCCGGCCACAAGGAUGCGACGGACAGAGUCCUGCUGCUCGUGUUCUCCAAGGACAAGUCACCGGGAGACCACAGCCUCAUCAGGACAGCGGAGACCUCCAAGCACGUCAUGCGCGAGAGCAGCUCCCAGGGCCCAGGGAUGCGCCGGCACCGCCGCAACAAGAAGGAGAAGCAAAGGAUCAAAGCGAGUGAUGCUGGUGCUGCCGUCCCGGCCGAGGAGGGCAGGUCCCUGUGCAGGAGGGUGGACAUGGUGGUGGACUUCGAGCAGACCGGCUGGGGCAGCUGGAUCGUCUACCCCAAGAAGUACAACGCGUACCGGUGUGAAGGGCGCUGCCCAUCGCCCGUGGACGAGACCUUCAAGCCCACCAACCACGCGUACAUACAGAGUUUGCUGCAGCUCUACAAGCCCAACCAUGUGCCCUGCCCUGUGUGCUCCCCAGUCAAGAUGAGUCCCCUCUCCAUGCUCUACUAUGAGAAGGGGGAAAUCGUCGUCCGCCACCACGAGGACAUGAUCAUCGAGGAGUGUGGCUGCAACUGA
Nestor notabilis (Kea) is the source of this 561-nucleotide messenger RNA. RefSeq names its product nodal homolog. The transcript is spliced from 2 exons. Bases 1 to 561 code for a protein of 186 amino acids. The record is from RefSeq and is a predicted model, not a curated record. Gene Ontology annotation, molecular function: cytokine activity; growth factor activity; type I activin receptor binding. Gene Ontology annotation, biological process: BMP signaling pathway; SMAD protein signal transduction. Gene Ontology annotation, cellular component: extracellular region. NCBI's taxonomy places the organism in Eukaryota, Metazoa, Chordata, Aves, Psittaciformes, Psittacidae.